GUACGGUGGGCGGGCGGGGACGACGGACGUAGUGUGUGUCGCUCUGUGUUCUAACCAGCCUCCAACCACGCUGCACCAACGCUUCAACCACAACAUUCUCUGUCAACCGCACUUAAACACUUCACCCCCACCUCCCCUACGCAUGAGGGAUUACUUACACUUGGAUCAGCCCUCUUGGCAACCCUGCAGCCAAGACGGUGAGGCAGAGACGAAAAGCAGGAAAUAAGUUGAGCACCGCAGGGGCUUGCAGAAGAACCCCAAGUGUUGCAGGGAGAUGGUCAGCUCCUCACUAACUGGUAGUUGAUGGGGCCCAACUACUCGGUUACCUAUGUCAUCCCUACCACCUACCUGCCUGCCCCCAGUAAGCACCCACCUGCCUCCCCGCCUAGUCACGCCUCUACUGACAGUGUGACACUGACGUCGAUGCUCUCAGUGUCGAAGAAGCCCACCUGCAGCUCCACCUGUAAAAUUAAUUAGCGUUAAUUCCUCCAGUUUGCUGUCAAGAAAUUUGUGUUUUGGAACACAGUACAAGUUUUGUCGUGUCCUCGUGGUGGACCUUUGGAGGGCUGGAGUGAACAACACUUUUCUGUGCGGUAAUUCUUGCGAAAGUGACAUUCAGUAUUAGUGUAAAGUGAAGGAAUAAGUGUUUACCAUGUGUCUCAUUUAGUGAUCUUAUAAGUGAUACUGAAGAUUGUAGCUACGUGAAGUGUUUUAAGUUACUGUUAAGUGUAUUCGUAAACAGCACUACAUUGAAAGUGUAAGUGAUGUAUAGUGAUCAGAGAUGAACGGCAGUUAAGUGAUUGCUAAGUGUUUGAGCCACACUUUUAAGUGGUUAACGUUAACUCCUCAAUAUCGACAAGUGUUAAGUGUGGUGGAGAAGCAAGUGGUGGUAGUGGUGUUAGGAAAGUGUGUGUGUGAGUGAGGGCGAGCAUCCUCAGCCUCCACACUUAUCUCAUCUCAUACUCUCUCAGUAUGAUCUCUCGUCUCUAGUGGUCACCAUGGCAACCUCCACCAUGCACCUGCUGCUGAUGCUGCUACUGCUUCUAGUCUGCUCCAUUAACCAGUGUUGGUCGUGGGUGGGACCUGCCGUGGACAAGACCCGUGUCGUCUACCCCUUCCGUACCGACUCCCGCGGCCACGUCAUCUCCCCGGACGUGUCCUCUACCUUCCACGACAAAGAUGGCGGCCGGCGGGUCAAACGCGACACCAACACGACCCAACACAAGGAGGAGAAACUCUACAUCGUCAUUAACAACGACAAUGAAGAACUCUUCCUGAAGCUGACCCCCAAUACCAACCUGGUGACGCCCUAUACCCUUAUAGAAUGGGUGAUGGAAGAUGGGACGAGGGUGUUGAAGAGAGCUUCGGGCGACUGUUUCUACAUCGGUCGCCUCAAAUCUACGAGGGAAAGUCUUGUAGCUAUCAGUAACUGCGACGGCCUUACCGGCUACAUCCAGACGCAGAACGACAGCUACUUCAUCGAGCCUCUGAGGCGGGGCGAGGCGCAAGACGAAGCCAGUAGAUCCGGACCGCAGCCUCAUCUUAUCUAUAAGGUGCAGUCCAUCACUAGUCGCCUGAACCUAUCUCUCCAGCAGGAUCAGGAGUACCAACCCAAAGAGAACCACCACCACCCGUCGCACCAGGAGAACCACUCACAACAGAACCACAACAACCGGGAGAACCACCACCACAACAACCGGGAGAACCACCACCACCCACACCCGCAACAAGACACUACAUUCCUCGAGUUGGACAAACUCCUGAAGAGGAAAAAGAGAACUUCCGCCACGAACCAGCAAGAGCAACAAGAAACUUCUUCAGAAACGGAGCCUGAAAGAUUCAAGAGAUCAGAGAACACUGUGCCCAAGUUCAGGCGAGACAGAAUACCAAAGUUCGUCCGGACUUCCUCCUCGUCCUUCCUCAAGUCUGAGAGGCAUGGCAGAUCGACAGCCCUCAAGGCACCGAAGUUCGAGCGAAGAGUUGGUGCCUCGAGGGAUUCCGAGCGCUCCAAGAGGGAGGAGGACGCGGUGGGCACGGAGCAACACCCAGGACACACUGACGCAGCUUCGCCAGUACACCCAACACCCAAUGGAAGGAAUAAAUUCCGGAAAAUCAAAGACUGCAAGCGGACCAGACCGGAAGAAGAUGGCGGCCCAUCAGCGGGGCAGACUGACAAGUCCGGCGAUACUUGCCAGGAGAAGCCUUUGACCAGAUUAGAAAGGGCAGAGCGAGCUAGGAGGAAGCAAGAGAGAAGAGAGCAGAAGAAACGAGAAAAGGAAGAAAGGAGGAGAGAGAGAGAACGAAGGAAGCAAGAUAAAAGAAGAAAGAAGAAAGGAAGGAAGCAUAAACAAGGUGACUGUGGGAAGAUGGGAAGGGAGGAGAGCCAAGGUCAGGAGGCGGCACCAGAUGGCGCUACCAACGACGUCAUCUGCAGGGCACGACAGGAGAGGAGGGACCGAAGGAGGGAAGAGAGGAAGAGGGAAAAACACGCCAAUAAAGAAAAUAAAGACAAGAAGAGACAAAGGAUGGAAAUGGACAUGCAGUCAGAGGACACAUUAACCUCAUCAUUUCCCGAGGUUCACUCCCGCGUGGUGGACCCCUUCGAGGGUGAGGAGUGGGACGGUUACUCUCCAGACAUGUGGGAGACCCAAGUGGCUGCAGGGACGUCAGGGCUGACGGAGGUGUCCCUGGGGGCGGCCGUGAACGUCUCCGACCCGCAGAAGUGGCUGGAGUUGGUGGUGGCCGUCGACCACACUGUCAUUGACUUCCACGGCGAGGACGAGGUCGAGAAGUAUGUCUUCACCCUCUUCAACAUCGUUGGGUCUGAGCCACGAUGGAGACAACGUGGCCGUCAACGACUGCGAGGACGAGGGCUUCCAGGGGUCGGUGAUGGCGCCCCUCGUCGCCGCCACCUUCAGCAGGUUCCACUGGUCCAAGUGUUCCAAGAGAGAGUACCACGCCAGAGCCCCAGGUUGGAGCUGCCUGAUGAACAAGCCACAGUGGAAGAAUGCCACGAGGGUGCUCUCCACCAUCAAGUACCAGUACUCCCUCCACGACCAGUGCAGGCUGGAGUUUGGUGACGGGUACGGGCUAUGCAGCAGCUUUGGGCUGACGGACCCAUGUACCCACCUGUGGUGCAGCAACACCUCCAUGCCCCACCACUGCAAGACCAAGAAGGGACCUCCCCUUGAGGGAACCAGCUGCGGAGAGCAGAAAUGGUGUCGGCAUGGGUUCUGUGUGGCGAUGAGCCAGGAGACUGAGGACACAGAAGGCGAGUCUCCGGUGAAGCACAACCCACAGGAUGGUGGCUGGGGCGCAUGGAACCAGUGGGGGCCGUGUUCCAGGACCUGCGGCACUGGGGUAGCCUUCAGGACCAGAGACUGUGACAACCCUCCUCCAGCGUGGGGUGGACGACGGUGCCGAGGCAAGAGGGAGGAGUGGAAGACAUGUGGUCUGGAGGCUUGCUCGCUACCUCACCAGGAUUUCAGGGCUCAGCAGUGUUCCUACCUCACACGCAUCGUCACACUAGACCCACGUAGAGCAGCUCUCUCCUGGCUACCAUACGAGGCCAAGAGGCGGAAAAAAAAGUGCCGUAUAUCUUGCUAUAGUCACUCUACUAACGAAGUCUACAUGGGCCGAGAGUAUGUAGUGGACGGAACACGGUGCUCAUAUGACCAGCCAAAUGAUAUUUGUGUGCAGGGCAAAUGUGUGGCAUUGGGAUGCGACAAGGUUGUGGGGUCACGGGCACAAGAGGACGAGUGUGGAGUGUGUGGUGGAGACGGUGCUACUUGUCUUCACCAUAAAUUUGAUUACAACAAGGUUCCUCCAACAGACUACAGCCUGGUGGCCAUUCUGCCUGCGGGUGCAUACAGAAUCAUGAUCAGCGAGGAAACCCCAACCAUGAAUUUCCUAGCUCUUGCAGAUAACUCUUCAUCCUUCUUCCUUAAUGGAGGCAGAAGUCAAGAACCUUCUAAAACCUUUAUCAGUGAAGGAGCCAAGUUUGUGUACAGCAGUCAGAGUGAACGUGAGAUGCUACAAGCAAGAGGUCCUCUCCUUAAGCCUGUCUCCAUCAUGAUUCAUGGCACACAAGCACAAGAAUCUGUACAUAUUACAACCACCUUCCAAACACAACUUCAGCAGGAACACUACCAGUGGGAAGUUGGCCCAUUCACUGCCUGCUCGGUCACCUGUGGAGGCGGUGAGCAACAUCAAACUUUAGUAUGUCGAGAUCGCCGCACGGACACCCAGGUGUUCCACAAUAAAUGUAAACAUUUGCCACGCCCAUCACUGAACACUACUACAUGCAACACCUUUGGGUGUGAGGCCAGGUGGAAGACUGGCCCUUGGGAACACUGCUCAACUACUUGUGGGCCCCAUGGGGUGCAGGAACGAAUGGUGUCCUGUGUGACCCUCCCUGAGGCAGACACUGCUAACUGGACAGCAGGAAUAGUGGAUCCACUAAGGUGUAGUGCUGACCCCAUGCCUGAAGCACAGAGGGAGUGUCUCAGGCACCAUUGUCCUGCACACUGGACACCCAUUGGCUGGGAUGAGUGCUCCAGUACCUGUGGUGAGGGUGUGGAGACACGCCUGUGGGAGUGUGUUGGCGGAGGAGGUAAUGAAGUGACAUAUGACUGUGGCAUCCGCCCACAUCAAGUGCGGGUGUGUAUCAAGCCUUCAUGUCCGCCUGUGCCCUGUCUCCGAGAUGCUUCAGAAUUCUGCCAAUUACCUGUGUUACACAGAUAUUGUCAAGUGCCAAAGUACCGUGAACUAUGCUGCCAUACAUGUGGCAAUGUUGUGUAUUAACAGAUCAAUCCCAGUUAUUUAUGGUAUAUGGUUGCAUGUGCAUCAGAAAAAACCAUCAUCAGUGUGGCCUAAUAUCUACAUUUAUUUGUAGAUACAAGUGUACUGUCUUAAGUGUCUUACCUACAAGAACAGUGUUACUACAAAACAUGCAUCAGGGAACUGGCAUCCCCUGAAGAUUGCAACUUUGUCAGUUUUAAACUCUCUAAAGAAACUGAGUACAUUACUGGUACCAUUACUCUAACCUUGUUGCUCUACACUGCUGAUGUAGUAAGCAGGGAAUCCACAGUGCACUAGUGUUCAGUCAGCCAGUGUGUUAACUGGCCAACCAUUGCAACAAUGUCGACCAAUUUGUCUGACAAAUGCAAAAUAUAUUUGAAGUGUGUUAAUUGUUGGACAGAUGUAAGGGGUAGUUGAUCACUUCAUCUGUGCAUCAUACUGUUUACCAUUACUUAGAUGAAUGACAAGUGCAACAUAUCAUUGACCAGUUUUCUAGUUGGUUGACCAACUUAAUAUGUUGCCAGCCACUUUAAUGGUUGGCCAAUGUAUCGGGCAGCUGACCAGUGUGUCAGCUAGUUAACAAAACUAUUUAAUGUUCAGUUAAUGUCAAGAUUGUCACCUAGACUGAGCACAGUAAUGAUCAAGUGACAAAUGCUUGAUAAGUAACAUUUUGGCUGUUAAAGUGUGUAGAGUGCUUUAACCCCAUCAUACUUUUGAUUAGUGUAUCGGGCAGUUCACCGGUGUUGGGCAAUUGGACUCGGUAUGUUAACCGACACAUUCAAUAAUUGGACCUUCAGGUUGGGUUAAAUGGAUAAAACAAUUUUAUCGAUUGUGUCAAGUGCAAUCCAUUCCCAGUUUUACAGGGUGACAUACUGACACUAGAAAAGUUAACCAUAUUAUUUUAAGGAUUAUAUGGUAAAGUGUGUCCCAGCACUAAGAUUUGUAUUACACAAUACUGUAUUUAAAUAAUGCACAUACUGUACUGUAAAGUUUUAAGAUUUAUUAACACUAUAGUACAACACAAAUUAUGAAUGAGAAAAGGUAAUGUUCUCAUUAGAUAAAUUUAAAUCUACAAGCAAAAAAUGUUUUGGUUAAAUGUACAUUUACAUUUUGUUCUUUACCUGUAACAAAACAUUACAAUCAAGCCCCUUUGAGGAUAUGGUGUAAUUAUGAUUGUAUAUUAUUUGAUUUUAUUUAAAUGUAUUACUAGAAUAUCUCUGCCUAGAAGUUUGUUUAAUAUCCAGGGGAAAAUGAGUCAACCAAGUUAAAAAUCAACUAGAGCACAUUUGUGAAGACCGUUAGAAAUACAGUACUGUACCUGUAUGUGAAAGAAAGUGCCGAGUACAACCUAUCAGUUUUUACAUAGCAUUUUCAGUAGCAAUAGGAAUUAUCAAGAGCAUAGCUGAAAUAGUCUCAGUACUGUCUAUGCAACAGCAACUUCUACUUGAUCUUAACUUAAAAAAAUGCCCAAGAGAGCAAAUUACUGAAACCAUCUUGUUUGACCCAUUUUUUUUUUUUUUAAAGAACUUUGCUAUUCCAGCUCCUGAUACAAAAAUGCAGUACUGGAUUUAAUCUUGCAGAGAUUUGAUCUGUAUACAUUGUAACUGGAUAAAAUUGGAAGUGAAGUGUUGUGAGUUGGUGGAGGAGUUGAGCAGUAGACGGUUAACCAGUAAGAAAGUUGACCAGCAUGAGAAGAAUCUGGUUGACUAGCAUUUCAGGUAGAUGAUCAGGAAAUUGACCAGUAUUUUGUUUACACUGACCAGUAUAUAUAAUAGUGUGUUGGAUAGUUGAUGAGUACAUCAGGAAGAUAAAUAAUGUACAUAAUAAUUGACCAGUGCUAUCUAGACGGUAAAAUUCAUUAGGUUAUCGAAUCCAUUAAUGAUUAUGUGGAGCAUUAUUAUUAUUUCCCAUAGUCGGGGACUAGAGGCCUGUUUGGCUUAUUGAGGCCAGUGACUGUCCUCUAUAGGAUACAACCCACAAAGACCUGCUUAACUAUUACCUAUUUAAUUAAUUUAUUAAGCUAGGUGAACAGACACAUCAGUUAUAAGGAAACAUGCCCAAACGUCUCUCCCUGCCUGGGAAUUGAACCCAGGACCUUCGGUUGUGAACCGACUGCGCUGACCACGGGCAGUGUUGAGUGGAAAACUUGUCAUGUACUGUACUUGGCUUUCUUGUAAAUUAUUUCUCCCAAUUGAUUAAUGCCAUUUGUCUACCCGUGUCGUCAGAUGACUAGCAUAUCACGUAAUCAGGUAGUGUUUCAACUAGGUGACUACAGCGAGCUGAGGUCAACAAGGUGUGAUAGAUGGUUGACCAAUGUGUCAAGUCGUCAGUGGUCAACCAGUGUCGAGUGUCCUUUGUUACAUGGUUGACUAAAUUAUUUGGUGUUGUGUUGUGUUUAAUAAUCUGCUAGCUAAAAUUUUUGUUAGGUACCUCUUGUGCUGUGUAGUGCCAUAUUUAGAUAUGUUUGUGUUGCUCUGUGAAAAUAAAUAAAUAACCCUC
Messenger RNA from Procambarus clarkii (red swamp crayfish), 7299 nucleotides. Lineage: Eukaryota; Metazoa; Arthropoda; Malacostraca; Decapoda; Cambaridae. The record is from RefSeq and is a predicted model, not a curated record.